AUGGCUUGUGGAGUCUUCCUUUCCGGUCUGGUUUUCGUUGUGCUUUCCAGCCUGUCUUCAGCAAGGAAUGGAGAUGUUAAGGCCCAGGAUUCAUGGCUCUGGCAACCCCGGGGGCCUGUUUGGGUCGUCAUAGGGGAAGUUCUCCACCUGAACUGCAAAGUGCAUAACAACUUAAUACCUGGUGGUGUGAAAUGGUUCUUGGGAGAAGGGCCUCAGCGGAAGCUCAUCUAUGCAGACAUCAAGACCGAUGAAAAAGACAAAAGAUUAACAAGGAAUUCUCCAAAUUCCAACACGGAUUUCACCAUCUCCAUCCACAAUGUUACUCUGGAAGAUGCGGGGACUUAUUACUGUGUGAAGGAGAAGAAAGACAUUCAUGGAGAUAAAGAUUGGCUUAAAGGACCUGGGACUCAGGUGGUUGUAGAAGUUUCUAGAGAGAGUAAUCCAAUCAUUCCAAUUGCUGCUGGAGUGUCUAGCUUCAUCCUGGUUUGUUUGUUCUGCGUGGCGCUUUAUGUCUACCUAAAGAUGAAAAAAGGUCUAAGGAGCAGCCAUACAAGGUCUGAGGUCACUUUUCCAGAAAAACAACAACCUUCUAAGCAGACUUCUGGGGAUAAAGAGAUUGUCUACGCUGACCUCAAAGACCCAAGCGGAUUACAGAUUCCUAGAAAAAUCGAUUUGAAAGAGCACUCGGAAUAUGCUACCAUAAAGGGAGCACCACCUGGGGCCGCAGACAAAGGAACUUUUACUUUGCACAGCCUGAAUCCGUGAAACAGAAAACGGAGACGCGAUUGUGGCUGCCUCAUACAGAACCGCAAAAUCGUUUCACACUUUGCAUUUCUGAGCCAAACUGAAACAGAACUUUGACCAGCAAGACUGGCCAAGAUGUUUAAGGAGACAUGUCUGCUAAAUGUUGGAAAUGUA
Molecule: messenger RNA, 918 nt
Organism: Notechis scutatus (mainland tiger snake)
Lineage: Eukaryota; Metazoa; Chordata; Lepidosauria; Squamata; Elapidae
Product: tyrosine-protein phosphatase non-receptor type substrate 1-like
Source: RefSeq, a predicted model, not a curated record